Molecule: messenger RNA, 793 nt
Organism: Quercus lobata
Lineage: Eukaryota; Viridiplantae; Streptophyta; Magnoliopsida; Fagales; Fagaceae
Product: DEAD-box ATP-dependent RNA helicase 15-like
Exons: 5
Coding region: 1-654 (217 amino acids)
Molecular function (GO): nucleic acid binding; ATP binding
Source: RefSeq, a predicted model, not a curated record
AUGAGAUUGAGAGUGAAAGAAAGAGAGUUUGGUCGAAGGAGACAAGAAGCCACCAUCGGAGGUGGUGGUUGUGAUGAAAAUUAUCCUUGCCGAUUUGGGCGGGCUUGUUUCAGAGAGAGACCACCACUCGGUAGGGAAUUGAAAUCAAGUCUUAAUUCUGCUAUUAUUGUUAUUGUGGUUGUUGUUGUUGUUGUUGGAACACCUGGAAAAAUAUUGGCUCUAGCAAGGGAUAAAGAUCUUGGAUUGAAGAAUGUGAGGCAUUUUAUUCUUGAUGAGUGUGAUAAGAUGCUAGAAUCACUGGACAUGAGGAGAGAUGUGCAGGAGAUCUUCAAGAUGACUCCUCAUGACAAGCAAGUUAUGAUGUUUUCAGCAACUCUCAGUAAAGAGAUCCGCCCUGUUUGCAAAAAAUUUAUGCAAGAGCCAAUGGAAAUUUAUGUUGAUGAUGAGACCAAGUUGACUCUUCACGGUCUUGUACAGCACUACAUUUUAUUGAACGAGGCAGAGAAAAACCGCAAAUUGAAUGACCUUCUUGACGCAUUGGACUUCAAUCAGGUUGUCAUUUUUGUCAAGAGUGUGACCAGAGCUGCUGAGCUGAACAAGUUACUUACGAGUGGGACCAGAGCUGCUGAGUUGAACAAGUUACUUUGUUCAUGAUUUUUACUUUUAUUUUUCAUAUUUUUAUUGUAUGGGGAAAACACUUAGAUGGCUGAGUUUUUUGCUUUGUCAAGUUAAGAUUAACAGACAAAAUCGUGUAAUAUUUUCCACACAAAGGUGAUAUAAAUAUGUAUUUUAC